Molecule: messenger RNA, 1248 nt
Organism: Corvus hawaiiensis (hawaiian crow)
Lineage: Eukaryota; Metazoa; Chordata; Aves; Passeriformes; Corvidae
Gene: AGFG2
Product: ArfGAP with FG repeats 2
Exons: 11
Coding region: 1-1188 (395 amino acids)
Molecular function (GO): GTPase activator activity
Source: RefSeq, a predicted model, not a curated record
AUGGCGGCGGGCGGCGGCGGUGCCGGGCCGGGCGCGGGGCCCGGCGGAGGCCCCGGAGCCCGCAGGGGCAGCGCGAACCGGGACGCGGAGGCCGAGGUUUGGUGCCGGCGGGUGCGGGAGCUGGUGAGCGCGGUCCCCGCCAACCGGCUCUGCUUCGAGUGCGGCCAGCGCGGCGUCACCUACGUGGACAUCAGCGUGGGCAGCCUCGUGUGCACCGGCUGCUCUGGGGCGCUGCGGGGACUGAACCCCCCCCACCGUGUCAAGUCCAUCUCCAUGACGACGUUCACCGAGGCCGAGGUGCUGUUCCUGCAGGAGCACGGGAAUGAGGCCUGCAGGCGGGUCUGGCUUGGCACCUUCGACCCCCGGACUUCACUGCUCCCUGACUCCUGCGACCCCCAGAAGCUGAAGGAGUUCCUGCAGGAGAAAUACGAGAAAAAACGAUGGUAUGUGGCACCAGAACAAGUGAAAGCCCCCCAAAGCAACACAGCGGAGCCCGCGCCCCCCCCAGCUCCUCCAUGGGGACACGGGGACACUGCCACAGGGGGAAUUCCACCCCCUGACCUUGUGGUGCCCCCCCAGCCCCGCCAAGCCACCCACCGCCCUCCCCAGCCUGCCCAAAAGGCCAGCACCGACCUCCUGGCUGACAUCGGGGGCGACCCCUUUGCUGGCCCUGCCCCAGGACCUGCCUUUGCUGCCUUCCCCGGCCUAGCCCCACCCCGGUCUGCCUUCCCCGGUUUCGAUGCCUUUGGAACCAGCCCUGGAGCACCAGCAUUUGGGGGAGCUGUGCCCCCCUUCCACACCCCACCCACCACCACAGGGGGUGGGGCCACCUCUGUUCUGCCCACAGGGGGAGGAGCUUCUGUCAGCCUCUUUGGGACCUUCCGUGCCCCCCCAGCGCUGCCCUAUGGGGGCUACACCAACCCCUUCACAGCCCCCGUGACCCCCAGACCCUCCACCAACCCCUUCCAGAGCAACGGCCCUGGUGCUGCUUUCACCUCGCCCCCCGUUCCUGGGGGAUUCCCCAGCCCCUUCCAGGCUGAUGACGGCUUCGACCCCAAUGGCCCCAUUCGGCAUCAGGCACCCGAGCACCAACCCCUUCCUCUGACUGCUGCUGCUCGUGGGGCGCUUGGCCCAUCCCUCACAGCCCCCCCAGAUUGUGGGGAGCCCCUCCCCCUCCGCCGGGACUAGGUUUUAUUUUUGGUUUGAGAGAUUUAUCGUGAUAUCUAAUAUAUAUUCGAUAGAAACGGC